Sander lucioperca (pikeperch) is the source of this 2892-nucleotide messenger RNA. It is a transcript of the gene slc1a3a, whose product is annotated as solute carrier family 1 member 3a. The record is from RefSeq and is a predicted model, not a curated record. The transcript has 10 exons. Gene Ontology annotation, cellular component: plasma membrane. Gene Ontology annotation, biological process: D-aspartate import across plasma membrane; L-glutamate import across plasma membrane; L-aspartate import across plasma membrane. Gene Ontology annotation, molecular function: neutral L-amino acid transmembrane transporter activity; glutamate:sodium symporter activity; L-glutamate transmembrane transporter activity. Bases 272 to 1879 code for a protein of 535 amino acids. Lineage: Eukaryota; Metazoa; Chordata; Actinopteri; Perciformes; Percidae.
UUUUUUUUCUUCAGUGCUGGUUACUCACACCAACCAGCUCACAGCCAAAGGGUUCCUCUGUCCCUGUCAUGCUGAUCGAACUUUAAACCAAAACUGAGAUAUUUCUCCAGAGGAAGAUAUUGCUCAAGUCUAAAGGACAUUUGGAAGCCACAAGCCAAAGGAAAGGUGUGACAGAGAGGAAGAGCAGCACCUUCAAGGUGUUCCCAUUACAGUUGAGUGGAGUUCACGUUCUUGCACGUUUAUAUCAGAUCUGAAGAUUCCAGUGACAGCUAUGACUCACAGCAACGGGGAGAACCCGCAGAGAACCCGGAGUGGUCUCCACCAGAUCCGGUCCGGGAUCCAGUCCCGAUCACUGCUGGCCAAGAAGAGAGUGCAGAACAUCACAAAGGGGGAUGUGAAAGGAUGCUUCAUAAAAAAUGCCUUUGUGAUCUUUACUGUCGCUGCUGUCAUUAUUGGCAUUAUCCUGGGAUUUGGUCUGAGGCCUUAUAACAUGUCUUACCGGGAGGUGAAGAUGUUUUCUUUCCCUGGAGAGCUGCUGAUGAGAAUGCUUCAGAUGCUAGUGCUGCCCCUGCUGGUUUCCAGCCUCAUCACAGGUAUGGCUGCUCUGGACAGCCAUGCUUCAGGGAAAAUGGGUAUGAGGGCAGUGGUCUACUAUACGACCACUACCAUCAUUGCUGUGUUCAUUGGCAUCGUCCUGGUGCUCGUUAUUCACCCUGGGAAAGGAUCAAAGGAUGAGUUCACCAAACAGCAGCAAGUAGAGAAGGUUAAUACUGCUGAUGCCUUCCUGGACCUUAUCAGAAACAUGUUUCCUCCUAAUCUUGUGGAGGCUUGCACCAAACAGUUCAAGACGCAGUAUGCCAAGAAAGUAGUCAAUGUGAAGAUGACAGUGAAUGAUACCAUAUUCACACUCAAUGAUAGCCAGGAGAUAACCCAGGUGGAGAUGAUCCCAGUGCCAGGGUCAGUUAAUGGAGUCAAUGCUCUUGGCAUGGUGGUGUUCUCAAUCUUCUUCGGUCUGAUCAUCGGGAGCAUGGGGGAGCAGGGGAAGCCUCUUAAGGACUUCUUCGACUGUCUCAAUGAAGCCAUUAUGAGGCUGGUUGCCAUAAUCAUGUGGUAUGCCCCUAUCGGUAUCCUGUUCCUGAUUGCUGGUAAGAUCGUGGAGAUGGAUGACAUCUCAGUCAUGGGUAGCCAGCUGGGAAUGUACACAUUGACAGUCAUUUGUGGCCUGCUCAUCCACGGCAUCUGUGUCCUUCCAACACUCUACUUCGUCAUCACCAGGAAGAACCCCUUUGUUUUCAUCGCUGGGCUGUUGCAGGCACUCAUCACUGCCCUUGGAACAUCCUCAAGCUCUGCCACAUUGCCCAUCACUUUUAAAUGCCUGGAGGAAAACAACAAGGUGGACAAGCGCGUAACCCGUUUUGUGCUUCCUGUUGGCGCCACCAUAAACAUGGAUGGCACAGCUCUAUAUGAAGCCCUGGCAGCCAUCUUCAUCGCUCAGGUCAAUGAUUAUGUCCUUAACUUCGGACAGAUUCUCACCAUCAGUAUCACAGCCACAGCAGCCAGUAUUGGAGCAGCUGGGAUCCCUCAGGCAGGACUGGUCACCAUGGUGAUAGUGCUAACAUCUGUAGGCCUGCCCACUGAUGACAUCUCACUCAUCAUUGCAGUUGAUUGGUUCCUGGACCGAUUGCGCACCACCACCAAUGUCCUUGGAGACUCCAUUGGUGCAGGUAUAGUGGAACACCUGUCUCGCCACGAGUUGCAGAAGAAGGAUCCCGAGGUUGGCAACUCAGUGGUGGAGGAGGCCGGCAAUAAGCCGUACCAGCUCAUCUGCCAGGAGAAUGAUGAUAACGAAAGGCCUGCUGACAGCGAGACCAAGAUGUAGAUUUUUGUCCAUGGUUGUGUACAUUCUUAGAAAAACCAUUGCACUGCAUUGAACCACGUUUUUAAAACUAAGCUCUUCUUAAUUUUCUCACCUUCCUCUCACAAGAUUGGAAGGAUCAAAUUAAAUUGAUCUACAGUUAGAAUAUUUUUCAGCCAAGAUGAGUUCCACUAAUGUAUGAGGUCUAGUGUGGGCUUUUAUGACACACUGUAGACUUGAAGCAGUUCACUGCAUUGUUUUUCUAAGGGUUUGUGCUAUGAUGCUUCCUAAGAGUACUACGCUGUAUCUGCCAUAGGAUGGCAGCUGUUUACUAUUAAGAAUGAACUACUCUAGAGCCUGGUGGUCCAUGGCAUGUGUGCCAUAUCCAACUCCUCUCAGAACUGUGGUGACUUAUCUCACCCUCUAGAGGCCAAUAUUGCCAUGAGUCUUAAAACUGUAGCAGAUUACAGCCCAUACUUGCACAGACGUUUUCUGGUUUUAAAGUUGUUGCUUCUGUUUCGUUUGAGCAGUGUUGUAUUGAAAUUGUAAGUGAAAUGGUUAUAAAAAGUAUGUUUAGAGACUAAUGUGAAAAGUGUUGAAUAUCAUGGCCGUGAUGGCUCAGUCGGUAGAGCGGGCGCACAUGUGCAGAGGUUUAUGCCUCGACGCAGAAGGUCCGGGGUUCCGGGGCUGCUUAUUUACAAACUUCUGUACAGACAGUAGUUUUGUCAUCCCAAUGGUAUACUUAAUAUAGUUUUACUUAGUUGGUCUAUAUUUUACACCCAACAUCUGUAUGUCGGUCUGUCCAGGAAGAGGGAUUCCUCCUCACUUGCUCUUGCUGAGGCUUCUUCCACUUUUUUCCUGUUACUGUAAUGUUUUUUUUGUUUUGUUUUGUUUGUUUUUUUUGGGGGGGGGGGGUUUCCUUUUCAAGGGUCGAAAAGGACAGAGGGUGUCAUAUACUAUACAGAUUGUAAUGGCCCUUGAGGCAGAUUUAUGAUUUGUGAUAUUUAGCUUAAAUAAAAUUGACUUGACUUUACCUA